Messenger RNA from Venturia canescens, 8149 nucleotides. RefSeq names its product probable cationic amino acid transporter. Gene Ontology annotation, biological process: transmembrane transport; amino acid transport. The record is from RefSeq and is a predicted model, not a curated record. The coding region runs from base 1278 to 3680 and encodes 800 amino acids. Gene Ontology annotation, molecular function: amino acid transmembrane transporter activity. Gene Ontology annotation, cellular component: plasma membrane. The transcript is spliced from 13 exons. Lineage: Eukaryota; Metazoa; Arthropoda; Insecta; Hymenoptera; Ichneumonidae.
UACGAGCGUGCACGAAGGCGCACCGCGAGAUUCCCCUGUCGCAACUAAAAUGUGACUCGAGGCAGACCGGGAGAGCCGUACAACAACCGAGCGCCACACGAAAUUCCAUUAGUUUAGAUCACAAAAAACAACAACAACAACAAUUAAAACUUAAAUGUUUGAGUUAUAAAUCGCUGUAAAUCGUCUUCAUUAUAAAGGACUAUACGUUUGUAUAAAUACGCGUGAAUGCAUGGAUAAAAAGUGCUUUGAAUUAUCGAAGAAUAAAUAAACGAUGGGGAAUGGAAGAUAAGAGGCUUCGUCUAUGCAAAGAGCGUUGAAUCAGCAGUGACAGACCCCUCGAUGACUACUUCAAAUUACAUAUCAUCAAUUAGCAUAGAGAAAGACGAAAAAUAAAAGGAGAUAAAGCACACUGUGAAGUGAGUUUGUGACUGCGUGUGGCAACUCGUGCUUCAUAGACGCUCGCACAUUGUGAAUUAGUGCUCGGUCACAUAUAGUUGAGAAAGAGGACGAAAAAAGAGCGCUCGCGUCUCAGGGUCGAAAGGCAACGUCACGAAUAAACAUGCUGCAAGCUCAUGUACGACACGAUUGAACUCAACGCUCGCAACCCCCUGCGAGUAAGCUAAUCGCGUUUUCGUUACCCUCGGGGCAGCAAAAGCUCUAGGAGAAAAUAAAGGGAACGCUCCUCAACGCGGUCGACAGCGCCUCCAACCAUGACCGAGUCCGACGGUUAUCAAUUUUUACCCUUUCGGCUUCACGAGCAGCAUUUAUAUAAUUAAGUUUGAGGCCGAUCAUUUUGGUCACACACCCUCUUUGGCAAACUCUAUUCCUCUCACUUUCUUUUUCCUUAUCGCCCGCGUGGGGCUCCAAAAAGUUUCCGAAAUAAACGUGACUUUCGAGACAGCUCGCUGGAAUAAAGGGACGAAAAAAGUUAUAAACCGUGAACGGGGGAACUGCUUUCGCGUGGCUGAGACUUUCUAACUAUACGUUUAUGUGUGUAUACGUGUGCACAAAUAUAUGCAGUCGAUCCAGGUACAGUAUAGCGUGCGGAGGGAAAGGGCUCGGAAGUGAACGAUAAACGUGACAUAAUAAACGAUAUACGAAAAUAAACUCGCGAGUUAUAUACACGAUAAGAACCGCGUGCGUUUUCUGGCCAAAAAAGUGAGAGUGAAAAAUAAUCGGUGGUGGGAGAGGAAAAGAGAGAGCGAAGAGGGAGAGAAUACGAGGGACCCUAAGAAAAGUAGUUAUAUUGUACUAUAAACGAAAGUUCUAGAGAAACAAUGAAGUUCGAAAUGAUGGACCGUGAGAAGGGGCUGGAGCUGUUUGGGAAACUCAUCCGGACGAAGAAGAUUGAGAAUAUGCAAGGUGAUCAACAACGAUCAGGUCCAGAGCCCGUACACCCGGUUGACUCGAAGCAGAAACUACAGAAGUGCCUGACGACUCUAGACUUGACGUCCCUUGGGGUGGGCUCCUGCGUGGGGACAGGAAUGUACCUGGUUGCGGGUAUGGUGGCGCGGAGCGUCGCUGGCCCCGGCGUCGUCAUCUCUUUCAUUAUUGCAGCCAUCGCUUCCAUUUUCUCCGGAGCGUGCUAUGCCGAAUUUGGCGUCAGAGUGCCUCAUACGACCGGAAGCGCUUACAUGUACAGUUACGUGACCGUAGGCGAAUUAAUUGCAUUCAUUAUUGGAUGGAACAUGGUGCUGGAAUAUCUUAUAGGUACGAGUGCUUGUGCGUGUGCUCUGAGCGCCUGCCUCGAUGCCCUAGCCAACGGGGCGGUAUCCGAAGCAAUAGGAAACAGCGUUGGCACCAUUUUUGGUCGCCCACCGGACUUUUUAGCCUUCGUAAUCACAUUAUUAAUGAUGUUACUAAUGGCAGCGGGUGUGAAAAAGUCUUUGGUAUUUAACAACGUGUUGAAUGCCGUUAAUCUUGCGGUGUGGGUUUUCAUCAUGGCAGCGGGAAUGUUUUACGUCGACUCGGAUAAUUGGGCGGAACACAAGGGUUUUCUGCCUUUCGGCUGGAGCGGGGUUUUCACCGGUGCUGCAACAUGUUUUUAUGCAUUUAUCGGAUUCGAUAUAAUUGCUACGACGGGGGAGGAGGCAACGAAUCCGAAGAGAAGCAUUCCCCUAGCAAUAGUUUCGUCAUUGGCCAUUAUCUUGAUCGCCUAUGUCACAAGCAGUAUGGUGUUAACGUUGAUCGUGCCAUACGAUCAAGUUGAUCAGGAUUCUGCGCUCGUUGAGAUGUUCAGCUACGUUGGAGCCUACAAGUGCAAGUACAUCGUAGCGGUUGGGGCACUAGCUGGUUUGACGGUCUCUAUGUUUGGCAGUAUGUUCCCCAUGCCUAGAAUAGUGUACGCCAUGGCUCAGGAUGGCCUCAUAUUCCGAACUUUAAGCCAAGUAUGGCCCAUAACCGGGACCCCUGCUCUGGCAACUUUGACUUCCGGUCUGGCCGCUGCUUUCGCAGCGCUUCUCAUACAAUUGGAAGUUCUCGUAGAAAUGAUGUCGAUAGGUACCUUGCUAGCUUAUACCUUGGUUUCAACCUGCGUGCUGAUCCUCCGUUAUCAACCUCACUCCACGAAUUUGGUGGAAUUGUUGCCACAAAGCCUUCGGACGCCCUGUCGGUCACCGAGCAAAGAGACUCAGGGUAAUGGUCAAGCAAACUAUGGCAAAGAGCUCAGACCCGAUCAACUGACGACCGCGUUGAAUUCCGUACAAGCGGCUCAGUCAGAAAUCGGGUCCGGCAGUAAUGGCCAAAGAGUUACGGUGCGACGGGUCAGGAGAGCAAACAGCUCAUCACCCGAAUCGGAUGACACUUACGGUGGUGAAGAGGACGAUGUUGGCUUAGGCAAGGAUGAUCAGUAUUUGGUGAGCGACAGAACGGAAAAUAAAUUUUACGGUAGCGUACACGCUGCAGCUGCGGCAUCGAGCUGCGGCAGCACUCAUCAGUAUCCAGGAGCAACACCAAUCAUUGGACCACCAUUGAAUUAUCUUCAACGGCGACUUCAGGCAGCACAAUACUUAUGCCCAGCCAUAUUUCCCUGGGUUGAUAGAGGACCCGCAACCGAAGCUUCCGGGCGCUACGUCAUGAAGAUGGUCGGCAUAUUGUACCUGCUCAUCCUCAUUUUCGACUUGAUAAUCGUCUGUGGGAUGGGCAAUAUGGGAACUUUCACCAUCAACUUGCUUUUUCUAUGUCUUUUUGGAAUCAUUGGUGUUCUCCUAGCAAUAAGCAGAAAACCACAAAACAGGAAUACUUUGAUGUUCAUGACACCAGGGCUUCCCUUCGUUCCAGCGGUCGCUGUCACCGUGAAUAUUUACCUUAUAUUCAAACUUAGUAUUCUGACACUGGUCAGGUUCACAAUUUGGAUGACUUUAGGAUUUGUAAUGUACUUCUACUACGGCAUAAAGCAUAGCAGUCUCGAAGAGAAUAAUCCCGAUGCAACGGACAUCGAAGGAAACGCCGGUAACAUCGAGCUCAAGGUAACCGAGCAUUCGACAACCGCGCAAUCUCAGGAAUACGUUGGACAAGAUCGUAACAUUUACGAAGGUCAGCAAUUGGACGCCUUUGGUCAACCAGUAUUCGGCAGUACGAAUUUUGGCGGUUCGCCAAGUUACGCGACUGGGAAUACGACACAGCCGCAGGGCGGGGCUCUCUUCGUUAGCCAAGAAACUUUCCCAACUUGGGACGAUUGAAAAGGCAAAUAAUAGCCGAUUUUCAAAAGUUCAAGUAUCACGUUUAUUCGUCUUCUUACUUACUUUCUCAACGAACAAAACUCUCUGUAUGGCAAAAUUUUUAUUUUUACAAUUCGUCGUUGCAGUGAGUACGAUACACGAAAUGUCUGCGGUCUUCUUGUGAUUCGUGAGGGCAUGUAGGACAAUUAAUUCGAGCAAUAUUAUUAUUAUUAUCAUUAUUACUCUAGUUGUAAACAGCUGUAGAUCCAAAUCAUUGAAUCUCAUUGAACCAAGUACGCGAAAAGGUUGGUUUUACUGGGAAAAGAUUCGUUUAAUGGAUGAAAAGUUUGAAAGCGCCCCUACUUGUUCCGGUUUAGCUAAAGAUAGGGGCCAGACGCGCUUGGAUUCGCCAUCUUAAUCGGCGUGAGUAAAUCUUCGAGUUACAGUGUGAGCUCCUACUUGUGGCGAAAUUUGCCUGAGUACUUACUCCUUAUGUUAUUUAGGUGCUUUCGCGUAUCAUGAACAGGAUCGUCAGGACCAAAACAUGGAAAUCAUAGGACUCCUUGAACAGGACAAAAAUACUAUAAUGUUAUAAACAGAAUAAUAUUUAAUGGUAAAAUCGUCUAGAAACGUUGUCAGGAACAACGAGCACAAAAAAUAAUACUUUGGGCAAUUGGUUCUGCAUGAACAAAGUAAUCAAUAUUUUCCUAAUUAUCCUGUUAGUGGCACAAAAAAAAUAGUCGGAAAAGCGCUCCACGUUUUCUUCCCAUUCAAUCGAGGAACGUAAAUUCUUAUUUUGGUAACACUGCUCACAUCAGAGUUGGAAUCUUUGAGUGAUUGCUUACGAGGAUGUAAAAAUCGAGGUUCGCACUAACGCAGAGCAUUUUCUUCUCAACUCGAAGCAAAUGUUCAGACAAAUGAAGUUCCUUCGGUUUUUGUCAUUUUCUACUUCCUUCAAUACACAAACGUAUGUUUUGUUUGUUCAUGAGUGGAUCAACAGUUCGGUUACUGAGCGUCGAGGCUUGCCUUGAAUAUGUGAAUGAGUACGUACCCAGAGCAGAUAGAUCAUGAAGCGAGUCCGAAGUUUUGCUGUUGCUUUGAGAGCAUGAAGUUGCAAACUUUCGUAUAUAAAUAAGGGACUACGAUUAUAUCCAUUUUGAAGAGCAUAACAAUGAGUAAAGAGACGUCGUUAGGCUGUUUCAAUUUCUCGAACGUAGCAUUAGAAUCGCAAAAAGAAUUUUUCGCGUCAGUGUGCAAGGAUGGAGAUACUGUGCAUGUGUUCCGAAGCGAGUGAAAGUCUGAUAUGAAGGAUGAUGAAAAUGCGUGCGUGAAAAAAAGUUAGAAAUUUAGAAUUCGAAUGGAAAAAAAAUCUUGCCUAAAUUUGGUAUUUUCCCUUAUUCCUACUAUGGCCCCAAAAAGUAAUUUCUCAAAAUCAUAAAAAAUUGUAAUCCCCCUAAAAAUUUAAGCUUAACUAAUUAACAUUUGUCUUCGAGAAAAUUCCAAGCGUUAAUUCGAUAUUCGUUUUAGCCCAUUUCAUACGAAUUCUGUCAAGCUCUCAGCAGCAUCGAGCCUUCCCUUCGAUGUUUCAUGAGGAAAUUCUAACCGAGAAAGUCGUGACAAGAGAGACACAAGAGAUCUGAGGGAUUACGAUGCUUUUAAAAUCUAUAACGAAUCCUCCUUCGUAUAUUCGGUGUGGUUAAGGAAGGUAAAACGAAACGAGUUCAUCCGUGUGAUAUAAGAUAUUUGUCUUAAUGGACGACGAGAGAUAUCGCGUGGCUCUCGUUUUCCCUUCCGGUAUAUAUUUAUUAUACAAUUCCACUGUUCUUAUAUACUCGUUAAGUAUAUAUAUACAUAUCCAUAUAUAUCUUUACGUGGUAUAUAUAAAACUGCCCUGUACUAAUCGCGCACCUUCCGCAGUAUCGAGCAUUGAUCGUUCAAUCGAUAAGUCUCAUUUCUCAGCAAUUAAACGACAAAAUGGAAUUCUAUACUGCUGACUCAAAGUAAAAACUUCCUCCGAGAUUGUUAUUCUGAUUCAAGAAGGUGGAGAAACGUUUAUGGCAUCGGUGUAGAUGCGAUAAGAAACGGAGAAAAAAAUAUAAUGAGCGUGAAACGGUCGGCAGGGACGACUGCACGUUUGGUUAUACACUAAAAUGUUUUCCUCGCCGCGCAUGACCGUGAUUAUUUUCAUUAGACUCCACCAAACUUUAGUCGCUUAGUUUUUGCUGCUUCAAUAUAACAUUUUUUGAUUGUCGAAUAAUUCCUAUAGGCUGGGAUCAGCGUCAUACUUUGUUAUUUGUAGUUGAAAAAACCUAGACAAACGAGCGAUUGAUGCGAACUCACGCCCUUGCUUCUGGUCAGCUACAUUUUUCAUGUCCCGAUAAUCUUUGCGCCAGGACUAUCUGCAAUAAUGAAUUAGUGUGAGUCAAAACUGUGUGAGAAGUGAUCGAAUAAUGACAAGCAUAUCCCAGGCUAUGGAGAAAAAAAAAACCAAUUUCGUUUAACAAAUAGAACGAGGAUGACAAAAAUUCAUUGUACUUGAAAAAAAAAUUACAAUACAAGCAUUAAUAAUACUCGAAACAAAUAUUUAUGUAUUUGUGAUUCAGGAUUGUUAACAGCAAUCCACGUGCACAUAUCUGAGAUGAUGAACUGAUGAACUUGCAGAUAAUAUUUUCAUGAUUCGUAACACAGUGGUAUUAAAAAUAAAAACGAAACAGAAGAAAAAUAGUAAUAAAAAUAUUUAGACACAAAAUGGAAACUUUGUGUCGCAUUGCGAUGUGCGGAUUCGAGAAAAAGAAAGAGAGAGAGAGAGAGAGAGAAAGAGAGAGAGCACGAGAGAACAAAAGAGAAAAAAUAAAAAAUUAAUAACUGUGUAAAAGAACAGUGCCUGUGCCCCAGACGCUAGAAAAAUCUUAGAUCAUAUUCCGUUGGACUUCACGAUUGCUCGAUAGUGAGCAGAUUUUAUUGAAUAAUAAAAAAAAGAAAAGAAAAAAGUAUAUAUAAACUAAUGUUUUGGAAAGUUCUAUUCAACGACGAGGCGGCGUUAAAUGAAAACGAAGACAUUAUUGUUUUCCAUCCAUAACGUGGAUAGUUCCAUGUUGAAAUGAUCUUCAACAUACUUCCAUCACAGACUGUAUAUCUUCCGUUCCACAUGAAAAUUUUUCGAUCAACACGUCCGGCUGUUUUCCGUUGCUGCGAACAUCGCUAUACGAUGUUUCGCGAUCUUACGCAAAAAAUAUUCGUUAUUUAUUAAUUCGCGUUAAUAAUAAAAUAAGAUCGAAUAGGACAAAUGGAGUUCAAGGAGUUCAAUAAAAUGAAAAAUCAAUCGAACCCGAGCUAGCAUAAAUGCUUCGAAUUAUGGAAAAAGUGCACUAAAUAAUUAGUCGGAAAAACGACAGUGAGAAAACAUACAAGAGUCGAGUGAGAUAUAUUGAUUAUUAAAACUAAUAAAACCUUAUAUUAUAGUCUAAAGUUUCUCGGCCAAUGUGAGUAAAUUUAGAGAACGAGCAAUCGCGACGAGAGGAAUGAAAAUUCAAUGAAAGCGCUAUCUUCGACGAUAAACUUUACAAAUCCAUUAUAUUUAAAAAAUUUGAAAAAAAAUAAUAAUAAAAAAAAAAACAUAACGAAAACAAAAGAACAAUGAACAAAAGAAGAACUUAUAAAACUGACGAGACUAACGGUCAACAUUCGGACACAGUGGCAUUUAAUUCUAUGCUUUUUUAGUUAGACUUUCAAAUUCUUAGAUAGGAGGAAAAGGCCUAUAUAUAUACGUAUGUUUACACAGACUAAAAAUGUCUAUGUGGACAUAUAUAUGUUAUAUUUAACGUUACAAGAUGAUUGUUCAGCGAGCAAAUAUCUUCUGGAUAUCGUUCGCUGAUCAUGGCACGAAAAGCUCUUGGAACACACGCUGUGUGUUAAGUACGAGUAAGGAAAAAAGGAAAGAAAAAACUUGUGUUUUCAACUUGCUGUGGUUCGCAUUAUUGCGCUAUACAUACUACAUAGUAUUAUCGUGUAAUUGAGCGUUACUCAAGAUGCCAUCAAUAUAUUGAACAAAUUUAUGAUGGGGAGGAAAUGUUACUGGUGAUAAAUUCACGAAAAAAAAUAUUAAAUAAUAAUAAAAAAAAAAUAUAUAUAUAUAUAUAAAAAACCACAAACAAUUGAAAAAAAAAUACAUUCGAUUUUUCAACUCUCGUAAUUGCGAGAAUGAGUUAUCCGGUGUAUACGUAUUCUCUUUAAUUGCCAUGUAUAACGAAAAUAAGUUGGGGGAAAAAUAGGGUGAGCGCAAGUGUAAAGCGAUAUGUAAUCGACAGCAAUUACGAAAUAUGACGAACGAGACGAAUGAAAUAUGUAGUCCCGUCAGAUCAGAAUUUUGGUAUGACUUAUAUAUGUGCGUUCGGGGGAUGAAAUUACAAUUUUCCAUGUAAAAUAUAUACCCUACCGUAAUUACGUUAUUUAAUAUCGAUAAGGAUCAAAAUAAAAAUGAUUAUUCGAAA